Molecule: messenger RNA, 4266 nt
Organism: Haplochromis burtoni (Burton's mouthbrooder)
Lineage: Eukaryota; Metazoa; Chordata; Actinopteri; Cichliformes; Cichlidae
Product: protein FAM161A
Exons: 6
Coding region: 2708-4126 (472 amino acids)
Biological process (GO): cilium organization
Cellular component (GO): cilium
Source: RefSeq, a predicted model, not a curated record
AGGGAAGUGGGAGGUUAGCAUAGCAGACAAGAGAAACACUCCAGUCCUGAGUGUCGCUCCACGUCAGUGUUUGUUCCCGUAGAGGACUUAAAUUGCUCUGUCUGUACUCAUGAGGAUUUACGGUGUACUGGCAUCAUGAGUGAGUGUUUGCACCUCUGUAAUCACAUGUAAAUUUUUGCUCCAGCUGUGGGGGGUUGGGGGACAUAUUUCAGGGAAGGGCGUGGAUUUCUUCGGAAACACAAACCUCAUUGAGAUAGGUUGCGGUUGUGCUGCUUCUCUAUGAAAGCUUUGGCUGGUGGUCUUUACCGUAAAUGUGUGCACAGAAAAAAAGAAAAGGGAAACUCCCAAGAGGCCUUGUUUUGGAUUUGGAAAUGGUUCAGAAAGUAUUUUUGAAUGAAAAUGGCUAGUGUGAUCAUAUUUUUUUCUGUAUUUGGGACUCAAGAUUUAUAAAACAAACAAGUAGGGCCUUAUUUUUAAGCUUCAGUAUCGUCAGAGGCAUGAUAGGUGCUGUAACUAUGGCAGCUGUUUGAAAAAGGAAAAUGAAAAGAACAUCUAGAUUAUUCAGAAAACGUUGAAAAAGACUGGUAAACCCACACAUACAAGGUUUACUUUUUCCUGCACAGAGGAAUUUUGAACAGCUAAGAGGUUUAUUCAGAUCCAGAAGAAAAUGACAAGCAUUAGAAUGAUUUUUUUAAUGCAUUUAUGUUUACCAGAGUUUUGUUUAUCAAAUGCUUAACUUGUGACAGACUACAGACUGCACCAGAAGUGAAAGUGAAACUUUGUAAGAGGUAGUGAUGAAUGGCUUCAGAGCCAGUGGCACUGAUAAAAAGGCAGGAGGCCGAGCUCAAGAUGUCCAUAUAUUAAUCGAGAGUGAGAGUGACCAGGAUGAACAAGGUCAAAAAUGAGUACAUCAGAGGGAUAGCUCAACUUGAGCAAGGGUCGAGGCUGCGAUGGUUUGGACAUGUGCAGAGGAGGCUUGAUGGACAUAUUGGACAAAGGACGCUGAAUAUGGAGACGAGGAGGUGUGACAGAAGAGGAUGCUAGUUAUAGGCUGAGAUGGAGACAGAUGAUCUACCGUAGUGAGCCCUAAAGUGAACAAGAAGAAGAAGAAGAUGAAAUGAAGAGUAAACAAACAGAGGAAGAAAUGGAAAGAGACAAGCGACAGAUGGGGACAGUUUUUGUAGCACGAGGUGAAGUCCUGUAACGACAGCGCUGAGAAACCUGAGUAAACGGAUUACCACAGUUGGCUGCGGUAGGUGUCCUUCCCCUCCAGCUUCACCUGUCAAAUCCUGAAAGUCUGAACCGAAUCAAAGUCAACCUUCACCUUACUUGUCCCAAACCAGUAGAUAUUAGACUCUGAGUUUCUGUAUGUGGUAUUUGAGGUGAAAAUAAUUUUUCUCAGAUUCACUAACCAAGAUUAAUUCCACAUUUUCUGUGCUAGACCUCUCCAUGGUCUCAUCCACAAGGAUAAUAAAGGAGUUCAUAGUUUACACCCUUUGAAUCAUUAUGGAGUAUUAGUCACAUUUCAAGCUGUGUUAACUUUUGUAUCUCUGAAUAAUAGUCUAUGCUUUGCUGCACUGUAGAUAAGCAACAGUUAACAGCAAGGAACUGGUUUUUCCUGUAGGGGUGAGAUGCUUUAUAUUUAACGUGAGAUGAACUGUAGCUAAAGAAAUAUGAUACUCAACCUUAGCCUUCAUGCCUCAUGUGAGGGGUAAGUUGAUCCACCUGACACACUCAAAAAAAACGAUUCUUUGUCCUCAAUAAACACGAAGCACUAAUUUUGAGUAGAAUGCUACUGAGAUAGAUAAAAUCAAAUGUUUAUUUAGCCAGAUAAUGACAGCCAGAUUCAUUCACUGAAUUCCACCUUCAGACCAACUGUAUAAUCUGUAGUAUAAAGACAGUCUAGGCAGUAUCCUGUCACGGAUGAUAAUCAGCCAGGACAACUCAUGAAACAUCUGCUUGCAUGUUGUUGAAAUCAGCUGUGUACAUUCACAAAGAGCAUCAAACCUAUUCUGUAUUUAAAAUAUUAAAAAUAAUAUUCAUUGUUAUGAUGCAAUAUGAAUUUUAGGAUCACAUAUUUGUCUAAGCUUCUCUCCAAACUUUAUGCUCAUUUUACUCCACAGCCACUAGUUUGGGAAAAAAAAGUGCUUCUGACAAACAAGAGCAACGUUUUUACCAAAGUUGUGACGUAAAUGUGAUAAACAGGCAACAAACAAAGCUGAUUUAUAGAUUAGUGGAGAAAAUAGAAAGAAAUAUAUCUACUCCAAAAAUAAACCUAAAUGUUUUUGUAAUUAUGACAACAGUAUUUACUGUGUGACACUGUAGGUACAUCCCAACCCCAGUCACCAGUAAAUAUAUAUAAUAAUAUAAUAAUAAUAUAUAUAUACAGCUGAUCAUCAACAAUUCAACAAAUCUGCUCCUGCAGACUUGUUGCACACUACAACAGAUGGAGCACUUGCGCUGUAUUUAAGAAAGCUAAUCUGUAAAUCAGAUUGGGAGCGUCCACAUCAAUCGGACUUCGAUGAAUCAUGUGUUCAAGUGAAAAGCCACUGGACCAUCUGGGCCAUCUGAACCAUCUGGCCAUGAAGCCGUGAUUCCUCCUGAUGUAAAACUAUUUUCCUAGGAGGUCAGUGUGCUGAGUGAGGUGACAGAGGACGUGCAGAAGGUUUGCUUCUGGCUGUGACUUUGGGAUAAAAUAAGGAAAAGGAUGGCAGCUAUGUACCGAUCACCCUCUCUGGGAAACAAAGAAUUAGUGGCUCUGUAUGGAGAGGAAAGAGAUCAUUAUUUUGACAAGGAUGAGGACUGUAUCAGUGAGGAAUGUGACCUGGACUCGGAGUGCAGUGAGGAAGGAAAAGACGGGAGAGGAAUUCGCAGCUCUCUGUCACUGGAAAUCGUUGGUCUGCAGAGGGAGCAGCAUGUUUACUUCUCCAACCAGGAGUACUACAGGAGGCUGGAGGAGCUGAAGAGCAAUCACCUGAGGAACAUGGCUGAGUUGGAGAGGAUGUACAUCAGCCAAGGCAAGGAAAGGCAUGGAGGGGGUGAUGACGCAUGUCUGGGAAGAAACAAAGAGGCCAGGCAGCUCCUCAGUGGCCCUGCCAGGAGACUCCAGAGGAUCAAUUCCCAGGAGGAGCUGGACUUCCAGGAGUCAUCAAGUGGCUCGGACCAGUCGGAGCUCUGUGGAGAGGACAGCAUUGGGGAGCUGGACUGGACUCCCAGCCAGGAGCAAAUUUUUGAGAGAGACGUGCUGCUGAGCCCAGAGAAGAUGACGAGCCAGAACCGGUUUCGCUUCCAGCCCAAUACCUCCUGUCCGAAACCGCAGGCAAGAGUGUCCGAUCAAACUGGUGCCAGAAUUCUGCCCAACUCCAAAGUCACUGUUCCCAAACCUUUCCAGAUGAUGCUAAGAGAAGAGGAGAGGAAGAAGCACAGAGUGCGCACACGUUCGGAGAUUGAGCUGGAGAACACGCUGCUGAGGCAGGAGUUGGAAGAGCUCCGAGAAUGCCAGAAAAAGUUCCGGGCGUCACCUGCUCCGGCACACAUACACCUGCCUCUCUAUGAAAUUAUCAGCCGUCGCAAUAGUCAACGGUCAAACCAAAGCAGAAGCAACACCAACAAUAACAGGAACAUGGAUGCUACAAGCACCCAGACCUCUACUGCACUCUCACCACAGCCUUUUCAGUUUUUGGAGAGAGAAAGGAGGAAGAAGGAGGCCAGGAUUGUGGCAGAGCUUGGAAAGUUUGGUGAGAGAAUUGAGCGACAUAACUUCAAGGCAAAGCCAAUGCCCACAUCUAUUUAUGGCACCAGACACAGAGAGGGCACCAUGACUACAAGCCAUGAUCCCUACACUCAAAUCUUCUACAAAAUGGAAAGAGAAGCUAAUGAGAGCCAAAGUGAUCAAAGCUCAGACCUGGAGCUUCAUAUGCACCAAUCCGACUCCUCUCUCGACUCCUGCAGGUCCCAAAGAAGUCCUUCUUCCAAGCCAAUGAAGAAGCAAAUACAGCUGUCCAUUGAGAUGGUGAAGGAGAGAGAGACCCCUAUCACUGACCCCAGCGGCUGCAACAUCUGCUUGUCUCAACAGCUGGGUGGCCCAGAGCUUCUGCUCAGUAACAAAGGUGUUCUCAGUGUGUGACAAAGUGUUUAAAACUCACAGCAAAAAGGGAGACGAGGAGCAGUUACAUCUACACUGUUUUUGAGUUAGUUUUACAAUGCAGGCAAGUCAACAUGGUUUCUAGUUGCUCUUGAUCAAACAAUAAAACACGGUUAAAGAAA